AUGAGUACCUCCAUGUCUGAAGAGGAAGAAGCAUUUGGUUACGCCUGGUGUCUACGUUCGUCCGACAUGUUCUGCUUUGUCCUGGAUGCAGCCAUCCAGCUUGGUCUCUUCGAUAUCAUAGCUAAAGCAGGCCCUGGUGCACACCUUUCUUCCUCCGAAAUCGCUUCUCAGCUCAAUGCCAACAACCCCGAGGCACCUUCACUGCUGGAUCGCGUGCUACGACUGCUUGCUUGCUACGAUUUAGUUACCUGCAUAACCCGAAACCUUGAUGGAGAUGGUAAGGUUGAGAGACUGUAUGGACUUGCUCUGCCUGGUAAAGCAUUUGUUCCUGACGAAAGCAGAGGAUGCUUGGCUGGUUUUGCUAUCACCAAGGCCAAGAUAGAAGCCUACCUAUACUUGAAAGACAUGAUCCUUGAUGGUGGGAAUGUGUUUGAGAGACUGCACGGGGCGGGAAUGCCUGUAUACCAGUAUAUGAGCUUACAUCCAGACAUGGCCAGGAAAUUUGACACCACCAUGACUAAUCUUUCAAAGGUUGUUAUGAACAAAGUGCUGGAUAAGUACCAUGGGUUCCAAGGCAUUCCAUGUUUGGUAGACGUUGGAGGUGGCUAUGGCAUUUCUCUCAACAUCAUCAUCUCAAAGUACCCUUCUAUCCAUGGCAUUAACUAUGACAUGCCUCACGUUAUCCAAGACGCACCCUCUUUCCCUGGUAUCCAACACAUUGGAGGAGAUAUGUUCUCGAGCGUUCCUAAAGCAGAUGCCAUAAUGAUAAAGGAUGUGCUCCACAACUGGAACGACGAACGAUGCUUGAAACUGUUGAAAAACUGCUACGAGGCAUUGCCAGAGAGAGGGAAAGUCAUUGUGGUGAGUUACGUGAUGAUUGAUGAGCCAGAGGCGAGUGAUGGUGCUAAGUUUGUGUGUCAGAUGGACCUCCUAAUGGCAUUGCAAGGUGGAGCAAAGCAAAGAACAGAGAACCAAUUCAAGGACUUGUCCAAGGCUGCUGGGUUUUCAGACUUUCAGCUCAACUGUCGUAUUUUCAAUGCAAUUGGUGUCAUGGAAUUUUUCAAAUGA
Theobroma cacao (cacao) is the source of this 1068-nucleotide messenger RNA. Its product is annotated as caffeic acid 3-O-methyltransferase-like. The record is from RefSeq and is a predicted model, not a curated record. NCBI's taxonomy places the organism in Eukaryota, Viridiplantae, Streptophyta, Magnoliopsida, Malvales, Malvaceae. Gene Ontology annotation, molecular function: O-methyltransferase activity; protein dimerization activity.